Messenger RNA from Mycena citricolor, 2546 nucleotides. The record is from the annotation of a GenBank genome assembly. NCBI's taxonomy places the organism in Eukaryota, Fungi, Basidiomycota, Agaricomycetes, Agaricales, Mycenaceae.
CCGCAAGUUUCUUUCCAGUGCCGAGGCAUUAAACUGUCGAUCGACGAUGUAUAUCGAGCCUAUGCCAACUCCGAUGUAUGCUGUCCCUCUCAGGAACCGUGCCCAACGAGUCGGUCUAAUGUGGAGCUCGGAUUGUGUGGAGUGCGCACGCGACCAGGCGAUACGGUGCAGCGGGCGGAAGCCAGUUCGGCAGGCGCAUGCGAGCAUUCAAGGGACAGGCUGGAGGUAUCUGGCAAGUGUUGUUUCGGGCCGGCUCCCACGAAUCCUCGCAAUUUCGUGCUGGACCGGCAAAUGACAGGCGAUGACGAAGGACCUCGGCGAGAAAAUAUGAUCGGCGGACAUUCCGCAUCUAUUUACGACAAUCAGAUUCCUUUGGCACACCGGCUUGAGUCGAUCAUUUACAGUCGUCUACUUUGGCCUGCGUUUGUUCUUCCUCCUCCAAGACCUUCGACCAUCUUCCCCGCUACGACGUCUUGCCCAGUUCCUUGAAUUUUGAUCUUUCUGGAACGGUGAAUAGCCCAAGUUCAUCUGCAGAAAAUAUCGACUCCCGAUGUCUGCACGCCCGCGUUUUGAGCCUACGCCUUGCAUCGGUCCAACUGAUAACCCUACGCUCGGAGAGUCAUGGACACCGUUAAUCUCUGCCCCAGCCGACUUUCCUCCUGAUAUUUUCGAGGCUGCCACCGCUCAACUCGUUCAUCAUCCCGAAUACAACUCGACCUUGAUUUUGAGAUCCGAGCUCAUCGAGGAGACCGUAUCCAACUUCCCCCUCCUUGUCCCUGUAUUCAAGGCUGCUGAUCUGCAGCCGGUGCGUAAUAUUCAUCGGCGACUCUUGCCAAGAAGGCCCGGUCGAGAUGAGCCACUGGACCAGCACUGCACCUUUUAUGGCUCGCAGACGGCACCGAAUACACUGAUUCUCACUCCCGUCGUACCUGAUUCUAGCGCCAUGCCUUACUAUCAUCCACCGGUCUCCCACCUUGCUUUCCGGUAUCUGAAAACGUCCCCGCCAACACUUAGGGUCGAAGUCGUGUUACUCUCCUCCAACGUGCCGAUCGACCCGAACUCCCGUCUUUACCGCACCGCACUUGCUUUGCUUGACACGGUCCAUCGUUACGGGUGGGGAACAGCAACCAACUACCAGAAGCGUGUCAACCACGAUCGUGUCGUUCCCAGGGAAGCGUACCAGGACUUGUAUCUCGUUAUGCGCGAAAAGUUCAAGGGAAUGGUCGACACAUGGGCUGAAAGCACCGAUCCGCUCAAGCAUGUCUUUGAAGACAUCGGGAUUGCGACUUUUUUGAUCCUGCUGUGGAAAGAUACUUUCCCUUCCGUCGAGGAAGGAUCGUCCCUGAAUGAGCCGUGGAAGGGCUGGGGGCGCCCGCCAAGUGGGUUUCUCGACUUUGGUUGCGGCAACGGUUUGCUCACCCACAUUCUCGUCUCAUGCGGGUAUCCGGGCUUCGGUGUCGAUUUGCGAGCCAGAGUAUCCUGGGAAGCGUACCCCGCAGAAACACGAGCACAUUUACGGGUCGGCGCGUUUACUCCAGAUGUGCUUCACAUCAGCUCCCCAGAAAAUCCAUUCGCAUCUCCCCCUGGCGUGUUUAUUAUAGCCAAUCACGCGGACGAGCUCACUCCCUGGACUCCAUUACUUGCCACCCGAGUCGGUGCAAGCGGCUUUCUGAACAUUCCGUGUUGUCCUUGGGCAUUCGACGCAAAAUUCGAGCGCGGAAAAGCGACAGCGGGAUUCAAGGCCCCGCUUGAAGAUGCAGAUCUCUCGGAGGUAUUCAAUCUAGGACCAGAAGGAAACACCUCAGCUUACGGCAAGUAUCGCACGUGGAUCGGACAACUAAGUCAGCAUUGCGGAUGGGAUGUCGAAUGUGAGAUGCUGAGAAUUCCCAGUACAAGGAACUGGGCCCUGAUUGGCAGGAAGAGAUUCGAAAAUCGCUCGCAAGCGGCUACAAACGUUGACGCCAUUACUCAGGUUGUCGGAGACAGAGGGUUGUUCAAAGCAAGGAAACCGGAAGGAAAGGCCGGAAGAGGACAUUAGAAUUUAGAGAUACACAAUUGAAUCAGAGCUCAAUUUCACGGACACCGUCCUUGUCCACAACCUUCACUUUGUACUUCCCCGGACUGACCACCAAACGUUUCGAUACCUCAUCGAUACAGCGACGCAGCGUUGACAGACCUUCUUCCAGCGUUGCUUCGGGAUCAUGGUACCUGAGAAGGGGCGAUUACAUAUAAAUCAAUCACAAAAAAUAUCUCCACGAACCUGUCUAGCAAACUAAGAGCAAAGUAAGAUCCAUAACCAUGGGCUGCAAAUGGGACUUCGGCCUGCGUCCCCAUAUAAUCUAUCCAGUACAGGUGCGGCGUGCUCGUGGCCUCGUCGUAACCUCCAAGGAGGAGAUUGACGGCAUACGGUUUGCGGGAACGAAGAGAUGUGGCGAGGGAGCGACGAAUCCAGGCAGCCGAGGCGGCGGGGCGGAGCGCGUGCAGGUUUCUGAUGUGGUAGAGACGAAUGUUGCGCUCUACAUACUCGGCGAAUUGCACAGUAUCCC